UUUUUUUUUGCACGUUCUCAGUAGACAUUUUUCAGGCCGCAAAAGCCACCCAUUCCCGCGUUUAUUUCCAGAGACGCUGCCGGAACGCCGCCCGUCAAGAAGGACAUGGAUGUCAUCUGCACCAUCUGCUGGGAUUCGCUGGACAGUGGGCGCAUCUACGCCACCACGUGCGGGCACAUCUUCCACGAGCGGUGCAUCGUGAACUGGACGAUGCGAAGCCACUGCUGCCCGGAGUGUCGUCACGAGCCGACCUUUCCGAUGCGUGUGAUACACUUCACCUGGCCGGAGCAACUCGAGGCCCAGGAAAUGCAGCCAUCGCCGGACGGGCAGCAGGAUGAAGCGAACUCAAGCGACCAGGAACACCAGCCGCCGGUACGGAAAACCGUUUCCACGGAGGAUAUGUUCUCGUGCGCCGGUGGAGAAGAGGAACCGGAACGCAACACGGUCGAGAUGACGGAGCUGACGCCACCACCGCCGGAGAGUUCUCGUGCCUCGCAGCAACCGAUCGACGGCGCGGAGCUGGAAGGUACAAGUAGCGAAGGAUGCGGCGUGUGUGGCCGCUUCCACUAUUUGCUGGAGAAAGCGAUCCAGCUCAGAAACACCAUCAAGGAGUACGAAAAAGCGCACCGGGCAGGUUCUUCGCCCCCAAGCCCGGCGGCAUCCGAACACCUGAAGCAGGCCCUCUGCUCGGGCCCAGUAGCCAAACGGGCACGGCAAUAGCGGCCUCCGCUGUGAAGUGUGACUUGUCAUCGUCAUCCAAAUUAUACCGUCGAUUGAUCUGUUGAGAGUGGAUAUUAGUGACUGACCGUGACUGAAGUCCACAUAUGGCCAUCGAUGCAGUAGGCUCGAAAAAAAAAAAAACGCCCGCUUCUCAGCAGACAGAAAGCCCAACACACAUCCGGGAAGUGUGGUAGCGGAAAAGAAUCAGAGAACACACACACACACACACACACUAUUGAACAGGCUGCGCUGAUGACUUCUUGAUAUAUAACACGUGCAGAAAAAACCCACCAUCUUCGGCAGGCAUCUCAGUCAAAGCUUUGAAAAACCUCCUUCCGAUCCGAGUGGAUCAAAUUUGUUUGGAACUAUUUUUUUUUGUACUGUGCAAAGUCAUUUCGGCACUGAAGAUCUAUUGCAUCCAAUGACCUCUAACAUAUUUUGACACGAUUUACAAUAACCUUAUGGGUUUCGCAUUUCGUUCAUAGAGUAGACGGAAUUCAAUUAGUCACCUGAAUGGAAUGUUUUGUUACGAUCAGCUAUUGCAAUGGAUUUCAAGAGAAGCAUACAUUUUUACAAUUCUUAUCA
Messenger RNA from Anopheles merus, 1305 nucleotides. RefSeq names its product E3 ubiquitin-protein ligase synoviolin A-like. Gene Ontology annotation, biological process: protein ubiquitination. The transcript has 2 exons. Gene Ontology annotation, molecular function: ubiquitin protein ligase activity. NCBI's taxonomy places the organism in Eukaryota, Metazoa, Arthropoda, Insecta, Diptera, Culicidae. The coding region runs from base 106 to 720 and encodes 204 amino acids. The record is from RefSeq and is a predicted model, not a curated record.